AACACUCCAAAACGACGGCAAACAAAUCCAUUCAGAAAUCCCUACAGAAAGGAAACAAAAAAAUUACAGCAAAAUAAAAUGUCUUGUGUCACAUCUCGUAAAUUUAUCAAAGGUCGUGUUGUCACUGGUCUAUAGCUAUAGCUACAGUAGAAUAUGGCCUCUCAUCUUAAAUGGAGGACUUGACGCUGUAUUUCAGUUGUAGCCUAUCUGUGUCUUUCCAAUUGGUAACGUCGGUCGCUACAAUUGGUUCAGCGUUGUGGGCUUAACCAUUUAAUUUCUAAACAAUGCGCUGUCGAUCAUCGAUCUCUAUUUAUCAAUCUCUGGUUAGCUCCAACAAAAAGUGGAGAAGAAUCUACCUCUUCAAACCGCACUCGAAUAUCUUUUAACUUUUUCUGUCUCUAUCCCUCCAUCUCCGUUUCCGUUCCUUUGAUCCAACCCCUGGCAUGACGUGCCUGUGGUCAGUUUCACAGUCUGCUUCUCCCAGCAUGCUUUGCUUUGUCCAGGGUUUAUAGCCGUCUAGGUCUGUCUCAGGGCUGUUUUAUUAGUUGGUUUUGUUGGUCAGCAGGAGAGCUUGGUGCCUCUGCUAUGUUGGGGAUGUCACCCUUUGACUAAUUGGACACACACACACACACAGAAACCUGCACACACAUGUCAUGUACACACACACACACACACACACACACACACACACACACACGUAUAAACAGUCUGUUUUCCCCCCAGUGAGGCCCCAGUCGGUAAGGAGUCAGGAUGGGUAUUUGGGGUGCGAGGAUAAGGGGAGUUGUUCUCUGUCUGUGCUUGUGUCUGCUCUGUGGACAGACAUCUUCUCACACUGCUGGUGAGUACUCUACACCAUCCAUACAUGAUCACAGGCGCAUCACUCACACACACAGUCUCUGGGACUCAGACCACACACUCUGAACCUGACUACAGACAACAAUGCAUGUUGAAUGAUUCCAAGUUCAGGGCUUAUUUGUGCUUGGCAGUACAAUGUAACAGUGAGGAUUCAACGUUUCUGAAUGAAUCCGGUUGGAUGUUAGUAGUUUCGGACCAAACGUUGAGUCUCUGCCCUUCAGAUGCGAAGUGUGGGGCUCCCCGGGUGAGGAGCUUGCUAGACCGGUCAUUGAGGGUGGUGGGAGGAACUGAGGCCAGACCCGGCUCGCACCCAUGGCUGGUCAGUCAGCUUGUUACAUUGCAUUUCUAGAACAUUUUGUUCAUUUAGCAACAGUGCUUUUGUCCAAAGCGAUGUACAAAUAGUGCAUAUAGAAAGUACAGUAUCUCCACGAUCAGAAGUGCAUAGUGUGUUGUUCUGUCUCACAUCAUUAUCUUAUCACCAGCAUACAUAUCAGGAUAGUAGAAAUAAUGGUUAUAUCCACUAAACAAUAUUUAAACAACUAUUUCAAGUGUCCUGUGGUGAAUACAGUGUAAGUGUGGCAGAGGUGGUUGGGUGAGCAGACUUCAUAGGUUCUUCAUGUUGACGUUCAGGUGUCUCUGAGGUCCAGAGGGGCUCAUUUCUGCGGAGGGGCUAUCCUCAGUGACCGCUGGAUCCUGACAGCUGCCCACUGUGUGGCCAGCAUCUCUGAGUAGGUACUGUCCACCGCACACAGACACCAGCCCUCAGACCAGCGGGAUUGUACUGUUCUGAGUAGAACUGAGUAGUUUGACAAGAUGGCCCUUGAACAAGAAAACACAGUGGUCCUCUUGUCAUUGGACACAUUUGUGUUUCAAGAUGUUCCAAGACGUUUAAAAAAAAUAAUGUUUCAAUAUGUUACAAGAAGUUUCAAGGUGUUCUCUCAUGUUUGGUGUCCUGUGAGUUCUGGAGUAUUGUCCCCCACAGUGAGUUCCUGGGGGAAGUGAGCGUUGUCAUCGGAGAACAUGACCGCAGGGUUCUUGAUGCUGAGGAACAGGCCUUCACCGUGAGGAACAUCAGAGUCCAUGACAAGUACCGCUACUACUGGCCAAUGAGCUAUGACGUUGCCCUAUUAGAGCUCAACACACGAAUCCAAUUGGGUAACGCUCUCUCACUAUUGAUGUUGUGUAGUCUCAAAACGACAUGUCUGGAUGUGAAGCCUACUUUAGCACUUUUUGUAUUUUAGAUAUUGCUCCAUACCUGGCCAGGCUACGGUGCAGCAGUAAAGCAGGGUUGUGUUGUGUGUAGGUAGUCGGGUCCAGCCCGUCUGCCUGCCUGUCCCCAGUGAGGCCUUCCCCCCCAGGUCCAACUGUGUCAUCGCAGGAUGGGGUCGCAUCACGGAACGUGAGUCCCACAGACCUGGGUUCAAGUCCCACCAAGGCUGUGAUACAUCUAAAAUGCACACGUUCUGAGAACUGGCCCGAUUCUGGUCGCAAAACAAGACCAGAAUGACUGUUUAUCUGUGUGCCUUUGAAGUUGCUGGGUUCCAGACAUAUGAGGACUGGUCUGACCUUCCAGUUGAUUGAGUGCCUGUCUUCACCCGAACAGGUGGCCGACUGCCUGCUGUUCUGAGGGAGGUACAGCUGGAGCUGUUGGAGAAGGCCAGGUGUAGCUAUGUGCUCCAGACCCUCCGCCGCCCCCAGCCCAGCUACACCGUGCUCUGUGCUGGCUACGAGAGCGGGGGCAGGGACGCCUGCCAGGUGGAAGAUACCGUCUGCUCUCCUAGAUAAACUAGAAUACUCUACAGUCUAGAAUAAAUGAGUGUACUCUAGAUUAAAUAAACUAGCCUACUCUACAGUCUACAUUAGAUAACCUAGGCUACACUACAGUCUAGAUCAUCUAGUUUACUCUACAGUCUUGAUACAUAUUGUUGACAUUUCUGUCUUGUGAAGUGUUCUGUAUUCUGUAAUACUGUGUAUUCAGUUUCCGUGUGCAUGGGUGUGUGUCUGGUGCGUGCGUGUGUAUGUGUGGGGGUAUGUGUGUAUGAUCCAGGGGGACUCAGGGAGUCCUCUUGUGUGUCCAUGGGGGGGUGGCCACUGGGUGCUGGCUGGAGUAACAUCCUGGGGGAAGGGCUGUGGAAGGAGCUGGAGCAACAACGAGGGAAGGAGCCCGUCCAGGAGAGGCUCCCCGGGGGUCUUCACUGACGUCAGCCUGCUCCUGCCCUGGAUCAAGACCACCAUCAGGGGCCUGGAAGCUCCCAUGAGGACACAUAGCCUGUGCAGUGUCAAAGAUGGGCACGUUUCUGGCCAGGAAGGACUGAUCAGAAACCCUUCCUUCCUAGGUCGUCACUAUGAAAACAAUGAGCUGUGCUCCUGGUCUGUCCUGGUCCCUCCAGCCCAGUGGAUCCUGCUGGAGUUCCUGGAGAUGGACCUGGAGAACGACUCUCUCUGCUACUCCGAUCAGCUGGUAGUCUCUCUAACCAAGGACAAGCCUGUGGCGAGGUUCUGUGGCAGUACCCUCCCUGGACCCGUGCUGCUCCACUCCCAUGGUGCAUCUGUGCUCUUCGCCUCUGAUGUCACAGUGACAGGAAGAGGAUUUGCCCUCAGGUUCAGUGCUGUGGACGGAGAUUCUCUGUCGGAGACAGUGUGUGGCACAGUGGUGCUCCAGCAGGCUCAGAAGGCAGUACACAGUCCCAACUACCCAGAAUCCUACAGCAACAACUCUGUCUGCCGCUGGGUCAUCUACGCUCCCGAGGGCCACGUCAUCAAGCUGGACUUUCAGGACUUUGACUUGGAGCAGUCCCAUCACUGCGAGUACGACCACCUGACCGUGUUUGGAGAUGUGCACAACAGAGAGGAUAUAGCUGUGCUGUGUGGGCCGGGCAUCCCUCCCUCCAUCCUGACCUACGACAGCGUGAUGGUGCUGCAGUUCAGCUCUGAUGGCUCGGUCACGCGCAGGGGCUUCAACGCCACGCUUUCCUUCAUCAGCCACACCGACCUGCAGCAGCAGGAGUACAGCCAUCUGGAGGGGAGGAUGGACAACCAGGAUGAAGAUGAAGAGGAUGAGGAGGAUGGUGUCAGUCUUCGUUAUGCUUUGCCUGCUCUAGGGGCUUCUCCAGGGGAGGGGGGUCCUCUACGACAGUCUCUACCCUGGAAUGUGCACCUUAGCCUGGGCACUGAGCACGUCUGCUCUGGGGCCAUCCUCCAGCCCUCCAGGGUCCUCACUUCAGCACACUGCCUCAUUGGCCUGGAGGAGAGAUCCCUGUGGUUGCUGUCUGUGGGGAAAGGAGAGCCCGGUCAACAGAGGCAUGCCGUGAGCAGGGUGCUCCUCCACCCCCACUACGACCCCGUCACGCAGGACAACGAUGUGGCUCUGUUGGAACUAGCCACGCCCCUUCUCCUCAAUGAGCACGCUCAGCCCGUCUGGCUUCCUGGCUCAGGACAGGAAGUCCCGCCCACCCAGGGGUGCACGGUGUCAGAGUGGGAGGAGCGGACAGGUCAUCUAUAUUACCCAGCAGCCCCUAUCCACAGCUGACAUAUCCAUGUGUCCAUAUGUUAUAUAUGUUGUGGUUGUGUGUGAAAUGUUGUAACUCAUGUCAUAUAUGUUAUAGUAGUGUGUCAUGUAUGUCGUAAAUACAUGUCAUGUAUGUUGUGGUAGCUUGGUUCAGUAUGUGGUGUUUGCAGUUGUGAUUACACCUGCCAUGUUAGACUUGAACAUGUAGUUCAUGUUUGACGUGUCAUGUAUGUUGUGAUGGUGUGUGUCAGCAGGGGGGGUGUGGAACAACACAGUAGGACAGCAGACGGUUUGUCUAGUUAGCCUCGCUGACUGUGAGAGCUGCUACCCUGGAAGACUCAGCC
Molecule: messenger RNA, 4707 nt
Organism: Hypomesus transpacificus
Lineage: Eukaryota; Metazoa; Chordata; Actinopteri; Osmeriformes; Osmeridae
Product: ovochymase-2
Exons: 11
Coding region: 2894-4384 (496 amino acids)
Biological process (GO): proteolysis
Molecular function (GO): serine-type endopeptidase activity
Source: RefSeq, a predicted model, not a curated record